Messenger RNA from Paramecium pentaurelia, 288 nucleotides. Lineage: Eukaryota; Ciliophora; Oligohymenophorea; Peniculida; Parameciidae. The record is from the annotation of a GenBank genome assembly.
AUGGGAAACACUAGUAAAAUUGAAAAGGGACAAAUGAAUAGUAAUUAAACCACUUAAUAUUUCAGUUAUUUUAAGUAAGAAGUCAAGCAAUAGAUUUCUUAGAAUGAGAUGUGCAAAUAACUAAAAUUUAAUAGUACAAAUUCUUUGUUAUUUACUGUUAAUGAAACAAAGAUUAAAAUUCAUGUUUUUCAUAAAGGAUUUUUAAAUAAGAUAUGUGAAUUUUAUCACAGUAAUAAUAUAUUGACAUAUUUGAAUUGCAAAAAAGACACAAUUUUAAUUUCAGCUUGA